Molecule: messenger RNA, 3576 nt
Organism: Tricharina praecox
Lineage: Eukaryota; Fungi; Ascomycota; Pezizomycetes; Pezizales; Pyronemataceae
Exons: 4
Coding region: 1-3576 (1191 amino acids)
Molecular function (GO): protein binding
Source: RefSeq, a predicted model, not a curated record
AUGUCGUUGAGCGUGUUGAACCCGCUUUCGAAGCACUCGCAGUUCACAUUGCACACGCCGCUGCCGACCACCACCGAGUAUGUGGACCCGUUCAUCGCCGUCAAGGAAAUGCUGUGGCUGCUGCCGGGAAUCAAUGGGAUCGUCAGCAGCACGCUGGACAGGAUGGAGAAGGCCUUCGCUUACAACUCGGUCUACCUCCUCAAGAUCAUAUUGGAUCUGCAGUCGCAGUAUCUCCCGUUGCGGCCCGUGUCGCCCGAGGCGAUGCUCAGCGAACAUGGCAUCAUCCGGAUCGCCUGCGUGUUGUCCGGAAGACUAGCCAAGAAGGAUAGCGAUGCCGCGUCGCUUUCGCGAGAACUGCAGCUGCGCACGCUCAUAUCUGCACUUUCGUUGCUGCACCAGUUGAAUUCCGGGAACUUGGACAGCGAUUCACAUACCAAGCUGCUGCGGAACCUUACCGAGCGAGAUUCGCACAACGAAGCGAAGCGGGAGCAGGGUGGGCCCGACAGCUUUAGGGCCGGCGAGAAUGAGUUUCUUACGAGAUACGGUUGUGACCUGGUCAAGUGCUUGCAGGCAGAGCUUCCGAUACCAAAGGAAUUGAAUCGGGAAGCUAUUCACUUUUUGUUCGCGGCGGGGUUCAUCAAUCAACUGGAGGCCCAGCCUAGCAAGCAGAUGAUCGCCGCGGUCUUUGCCAGGGUUUCUGCUCCGCCGACGCACUGGUUCGAGGACAUGCGGGGCCUCUACGAGAGCGCAGUCGACGCCAUCCUCCUGCAUCACCAGGAAAGAUCGUCGAACUUGAGACAGGGUCCUUCACUACAGGCUGCAAUUCGGGCCAGCGCCGUUGCUCAGACUAUCAUCGAAAGGUUGGAGCUACAGCUCGCGGCUUUCGAUGAAAACAGAGGCAACGACGAAAACAAUUGGGGAGCUGCAGACGGCAGUCACAUCGGGCUUUCCAAAUUGGAUGUGCAAAUAUUCACAUGUGGCCUUUUGGAUCUCCUCAGCCAGUUGGUAGCAACAUUCCCAGGAUCGGAGGAUAUUGUUCUAGGUGCUAGAGCUCUCGCGCUAAGACUUAUCCGGACUUCGGGCGAGAAGGCAUUCAGAUACAAAGGUUUCGAAAUCGUUAUCUGUUCUACGCUGGGUGUCGGCGAGAAGGAGUAUUAUGACACCAUGCGUAACCUAGAGUUUGAGAUAGAGAUGACCUCUGCGCCCGAUGUGCUCGAUGCCCGGUCCAUGGAGGAAAAGCUGGAAUGGGUGCAGCAGCUCAAAUUGGAGAAACGAGAAGCCAUGGACCGCUGCGAGAAAAAGAAUGUGCUGUCCACCGGAGCGGCAGAGUCAAUCCAGAGACGUCUGCAAGCAAACACGGUGCCUCAAAUGCAGGCGUCACCCGGCGAAAUUGCCCAAAUCGCGGCCAGGUCAAUAGAGGAUGUACGUACCGCGAGCCCAGUCCCGAGCAGUUUACCAAGCCAAGUUCCAACACUCUUCAGCACGGAGGGUCAAUCCUGGGAAAGCGUUUCUAGUGACAGCCCUACAUCCACUCCCACAUACGAGCCUUUGACGAUAUCACCCAGCACAAUCAGAUCGUCCGAAUUUCCUUUCCCGUCAGCAAUCAAUACACACAAUAUCGUUCUUAGUCCUGUAUCUCCUUCUUCUUGCUCUCCCAAGGAAUCCCCAAUAAUCCAGAUUUACACCCCUACGAUCCCCCGUAGGCUUCCCACAGCUUCCCCCGAGCCAGAGAAUACUGAUCCGUACCUUCACCGCGAACUGAGCCAAUUGUUUUCCUCUAGCAUUUCCCUCUUCGAUGAACCAGAGGAUAGCGAAGGCCAAAUUACCCCGAUAACGCCAACUCGGAAUGCAAGUCUCAACCCAACUCGGAAGCCAGUCCCAGUGUCCCGCCCAUCGUACUACUCUGCCCAAGAUCUGCCAUUCACGAACAAGCACAACCAGUCCGACCAGACGGUAGGAUCCUUCCAAAGCGACACCCUCGCGGACCAAUCCUCGCACUCUAGCGGGUCCGCACAUUCACUCUCCCGCAUGGCAUCUGCACAAACAAAGUCCACAUCUUCCCGAAGACCGGUAGCUAGACGGGCAUGGAGUCUCCAAAUUGAUAAAUCACUACCGCCAGUUGCUGACGGCGUGGAACCCUCAGAAAUGAGAAAGAAAGCGGCAGCAGCAGAAAAUGCGCCUGAACUGGCGGAAAUACAAUUACCCAUUUCAGACCAAUUCCAAAAUACACUAGGAACAAACGUAGAGACAUCUAACUAUGACUCGCUGUAUGGAUUCCACACACUGCAGCAAUCUCAAUUCGGCGGUGGUGGUGACGGUCGUGGUUCUUCGCCGCUCCCGCCGAUUGCUGAUAUCUGUGUCGAGUCUGUGACCGAACACCCAGGCCCCGUGGCGGACUAUGAUAAACCUGCAGUCGAGACAAUGUACAAAUUUCACUCGAAAGACUCGUGUUUCAGCACGUGCAUAUCUGCAGAUGGAAAGCAUGCGGUGUUUCUCUCGCCUCAUAGCUUCCAGGUCUUUGCUAUCCCCACGCCAGAACAGGGACCGGCCUCAACAUUGAAGCCGAAGUUCCACUACCGCCUGGGAGACUGGGAGGGUCUGAAGAAGGGGAAGGUCCGGUGGCAGUAUAUAGCUGCGGCAGUUUCCGACUCCUACGUUGUUACGAUUACCAAAGAACGGCUACAAGUCCACGACCUUGCCGCCGACAACCACGUAAUCUACAACGACACUAUAAAAGGCUGGGAAUACAGCGCAGUUUCCAUCUCCAGCACCGUGCUGAUCGUCGGCCUUUCUAAGCCCCUCAAGUCCGAAGCAAUCGGCAUGCUCCGCCUCUACCGGCAAAACGCGCACAGCUACGACGGCCACCGCUACGAGUGCGUGGGGAAAGACAUCCACCUGCCGAUCCACCCGCGGCAGCCGCAGGACUCGCCACACAUCCUCACACUCUCCAAAGACGGGCGUCACGUCGCCUGUGCCACCCCGCGCUUCGGCUACUACUUCGUCUGGAAUAUUUCCCGCCCGCACGAGCCGCAGCACCUCGCCACAUCCAAGACCUCAGGGGAGCACCUGACCUCCGUCACACUCCUGCCAGACGCACGGCACCUCCUCGUCAGCACGCUCCCCGCGAACUUCACCCCCAACAGCAACUCGACCAAGCACCGCUCCGCCGCGGCCGCCGAAGACGCACUCGCCGCGGCCGGCGCAUUCACAGAGGCGAUGUACGCUUCACCACUCUCUGGCACGGCAAGCCAGCGGCCGCUAUCGCUCCUCCCGCCGCGCAUCUUCCACGCGGCGGUCAGCCCGUCCGGCGAUGCGGCGGCAGUGCUCGGCAGGAACGGCACUGUCUGGGUCACACCCCUGGUCUGGCUCGAUGGCGACGAUAACCUCACGGAGCUGCCGCCCGCAAGAAGUGAUGCUAGACUACUAGACCCCCAGGCGGGGAAGGUGGCGUUUACGCCGGAUGGGAGGAGGAUUGUUGCUGUGGAUCGCAGGGGCAGGUGCUUAGUCUUGACGUUUGUGGAGCGUGCCGGGAGGGCGGGGGGUGCUGAGGGGAUGGCGGGGAGCUCGAUGUGGUAG